AUGAUUAGAAACAGACUUAAACGUCCAAAGCCAUCGCACAAUUCAACUACUUCACCUAAUAAGAAGAUUCGCUUGGAAAAUCAGGCAAAUGACACCAACAGCACUACCACAACUUUCAACAAAAAUAGUGAUAAUUCCAAUUUUGUGAACGAAGCGAAACUCGAUCAUGCAGUCGAGUCAACCGUCGCUCUAUUUUUUCCUGAAUGUCCUCUCAGUCGAAGUGCUCCAGGAACAGGAAGGUCCCCAGGUAGGGUUGGAGUUGCUGCUGCAACAAUACCGGCUGAAUCUACUGACCGAUCUGUCUUCACUUCCUACUCUCUGACACAUGAAAAAAAUUUUCUGAUUGAUUUCAUUUCAUUGGAUCAGUUAGCUGAAUCUCAAAAGGAAAAUUUGGUUGAUGCAUCAGCAUCUUUGAUGAUCAGUUCUCAGAAACAUCAAAAUACUUUUUUUACCUCAAGAAUGACAACACAAAAUUCUGUCUGCAUAAGAACAGCAGUAACUGCAGCUACAACAAAUUCAAAAUCAUCAGCUGCAACUUAUUCAUCAGGGUUGUUGUAUGAUGCUGCUUCAACAUCUGAAAUGACAAAGGCAUCAACAACAAUUGCAUCAAUGACAACAAUAACAUCAAUAACAAACACCAACGUGACAACAACUCCUAUUAAGUCAUCAAUUCUAUUAACAAUCACACCAACAAAAAUAGAUGAACUUAAAAUAACAUCAACUAAUAGUAUAAGCUUACAUUCCCUUGCAGUACCAACAUUUGCUGUGGUUACAUCAAUUGCAUCAGCAACAACAACGUCAGCAGCAACAACAUUAAUUGACAUGUUAUGUCCAGUUUGUCAGCUUAACAUCUCAGAUUAUGAUAUAAAUGGCAGAGAACUCCAUUUGAAUAAAUGCAUUAAUGAGCAAGAAGAGAAGGAAAAGUUAGAAAAAUGUCGUAGAGAAUGGAUGGAGAAGGAGAGGAUGAAGGUACUGCCAUGUCCUAUAUGUGGAAAGUCACUGAAAACCAUACAGUCUCGGCGGACCCACCUGAAGAAAUGUGGCCAGGAAUACAACGUUCCCCACGCCAAUCUGCUCAGCCUCAUUCGUCAACAGGAAUCUGAUAGGGAGGAAAAAUUAAAAGAGAACUUCAGUUCUAAUUUGGCAUUUAAUAAUAUCUCAAGUAAUGAAAUAAGGCAAUCAGUUUUGAUAGGUCAGUUUAAAAGGUCAACUCCUGUGACGAGAAAGAAAAAGUUUAGACUGGAGGAACCUGCUAAUUUCAGUGAUAAAGUUAUAAGGAUAGUAAUACCAAAAGUUGACAAUAGAAAUGUUAAAAGUUGCAAUAAUAAUAAAUUAAAUGGAGUUCAGUGUAAAAGAGGACACAGAGGCAAAAUUAAAUCAACGAAUGAACCGCAGAUGCAGAACUACGCACUCACCAACAUCCAAGCGAGGGAUGCUCAUAUGCUAAACACGGAAAAAUUUUUCCAGAUUCUCAAUAAGCCGUCAUCAUCUUCAUCUUCAUCGUCGUCGUUAUCUGCCUGUAUGCAGCUGUUGUACUCUGUGUUCGAGCAUUGUAAAUUGCUGGAGAGAUAUACUCCAAGGACAUCAACAUCGUCACAAAUGACAUUGACAUCAUUAGGCACAUCAUGGUCGACACAACAAAAAUCUAAUGUAACUAACUUGAUCAACUCAUUUCAUCUCAUGAUCAAUAAUCCUAUGCUCAGUGAUUUGAAAAUCUUCAUUGUCAGGGAUAAUAAUAAUAAUAAUAAUGAUAAUAAUAAUAAUAAUGAUAAUAAUAAUAAUAAUAAUAAUGUUUUUUAUGCACAUAAAUUCAUAUUGUUCUGCAGAUGCCCCGAGUUAUAUCAACUGGUUAAAAAUGAAAGAGAACUGCACAUGAAUGGUUAUUGUUAUGCUGCCCUCUGCCUCUUCAUGAAGUUCCUAUACACUGGAGAUUUAUCAUUCUGUGGUGACAAUAAUAAUAAGGAUGAUGAUGAUGAUAGAACUGAUAACAUAAUUGGCGAUGAUGAUGUUGCUAAAGCUAGAAGCUAUACUGGCCUGGGGUUUUUAUGCAACAGUAUGAACGAAGUCGAUGUUGGUGAUAAUAAUAAUAAUAAUAAUAAUAAUAAUAAUAAUGUCUGUAAUGCUAAUGAUAAUAGUAUCGCUGGUGAUAAUGGGGCUACAAUCAGCUGUAAAGAUGAUAUUUGUCACGACUUUACAGAUGGUUACGUCGCAUUUAACGAUGUUGAUGAUAAUAACGGUAUAAAUGAUAUGGACGAUGAUGAUAAUGAUAGUAUAAAUAAUUAUAAGGGUAAUUAUGAUAAUAAUUAUGAUGACGAUGAUGAGGAUGGUUAUAGAGAGGUCUAUGAAUUUGUGCUAACACAGAGAAAUGUAAAAUGCCGCGGUGCUGACGUUGCUGAGGACGACGACGAUGACAUAAUUAAUAAUAAUAAUAAUAAUACUCACUAUACAACCAGUGAUAACAUUGAUAACAUUAAUAAUAGUAAUAAUAAUAGAGUUAUUGAUGAUAGUGAUGAUGAUAAAUAUAUAAACGUUGAUAAUAAUAAUAAUUCUGAUGAGGAUGGUAAUCUGAUCAAUCUGAAUCGUGCUAAAAUUGAUAACCAUAGUGAUAAUAAUAAUAAAAAUAAUAAUGAAGAUGAUGGUGAGGGUAAUAGUGGUAAUGGUGGUGGUAAUGGUGGUAAUGGUGGUGGUGGCGGCUAUGAUUGCGACGAUAAGACUGCUGACGAUGACGUCAGCGUAGAUAUGUUCUCCUCCAUACUCACCCAAAAUGACGACUACACUUUCAAACUGCAACAAAACAAUGACGAUGAUGAUGACGUCAACAAUAACAUUAACAUUAAUAACAACAAUAAUGAUACUAAUAAGGAUAGAACUAAUGGUGAAAAUGAUGGUGAUGAUAAUGGUGAUGGGGGUGAUGAUGAUGAUUAUGAUAAGAGGAAUUUUGGCGGUGUCUCUGAUGUUGUUUGUGAUGAUAACGAUGCUAUCAUGUGCAAUUAUUCCCUGGCUAAUAUUAAUAAUAAUAAUAAUCAUAAUAAUAUUAAUCAUAAUAAUGUUAAUAAAAAUAAUUUUAUUGACAAUGCUGGUGAUGUAGCAGUAGCAGUAACAACACCACAAAACAGCAGCAGACGUAUGAGUAGAUUGUCACCGCAACAAUUCACGCCAAUGUUGAAGUAUGAUGAAAUGAUGACACCUGUUUUGAGGAAGCACUGCCAGAACUAUGGCGUGAGAGCCUUUCCAAAGAAAAAAAUGGUCGACAUCUUGAAAGGCAUCUAUUACGGACUGCAUCCUGACGUCGAACGCAUUCCGACCCCUAAGCAAAACUCUAAAAGGCAACGACGCAAAAGAACGUAUAGCAACAAAAACAUGAACAACAACAUCAACAUAAGUAACAUCAACUACAAAAACAUGAACGACAACAACAUCAACAUAACUGCAUCAGUACCGCAAGCCUCCAAUAUGAUGAACAAUGCGAAGAAAGCAUUCACGUUUAAGAUGAAGAACCCAUUAAAAAAUGUUACCAGCGGCCUGCAAUCAACAUGUGCUGAUGUUAAAACUACGCAAUAUUCAGCAGCUGCUACAGUAGCUUGGAAUAAUAUUAAUAAUGAUGAUGAUGAUGGAGAAGAUGAUGAAGAUGAGGAUGAAGAUAAGCGAUGGCUAGAGGGCAUUGAUUACGACGAUGAUGGUCAAGGUGAAGAGGAUAAUAACAAUGAUGAUGAUGACGUCAUUCCUGCGAGUCAGAGGUUAAAAUUGAAGAAUGUAAAACUAACAGAGGAGCAGAAAAAGGAAAAGUUAUUUCAGUUCUUUCACUGCAACACUGAUCUAAGGUUGAAAAUUCUUCAUUAUGAGCCUUUUGAGUUAUCUGACCUUAUCACCAAGAUUAAGAGUAGUAUGGAGUUUGUCGCAUCCAAACAGUUUAUUAUCGACUUUUUAGAUGAACAGGAAAAGAGGAAAUUACUACAGAUAAUCCGACGGGGGCAGUUAAAGUUUUUUUGGUCACAUCACGUGGAAGGAAAGAAUGGAAAAUCUAACAACUACUGGAAGGAUUGCAGGGAGAAGAAAUCGCGGUCAACAACGAAUAACAUUCGUGAAGUCUGUCAUUUGGUGAUUAUCACCACAUUUCAACUACUACAACGUGUUAAAGAUCGGAUUUUGUGGAAGUCGGUGGUCGCCAAUGUCCUGAAUGGAUACGGCACGAAAAAGAAAAAGAAGGAAGAAACAAUAAUAAAAUAA
This is a messenger RNA of Helobdella robusta, 4227 nucleotides long. RefSeq lists its product as hypothetical. The record is from RefSeq and is a predicted model, not a curated record. Gene Ontology annotation, molecular function: enzyme binding. Lineage: Eukaryota; Metazoa; Annelida; Clitellata; Rhynchobdellida; Glossiphoniidae. Gene Ontology annotation, biological process: interstrand cross-link repair; resolution of meiotic recombination intermediates; meiotic DNA double-strand break processing. The transcript is spliced from 15 exons. Bases 1 to 4227 code for a protein of 1408 amino acids. Gene Ontology annotation, cellular component: Slx1-Slx4 complex.